CAGCCCCCUGACGCAGCGCGCAGCCUCCGUGACGCAACCGCGCCCCCUCCGUCCCCGCCCAGGGCCGCCAGGAGGAGCUGCGCGCAGACCCCCAAUCCCCGCAGCCGCUAGUUACGGGGUGUCCGCUUCGCGCGGGUCCUGCCGCCGCGACAUGUCGUUAAAGCCGAAGAGCCGGGGCCGCGCCGGCGCCCAGGCCGAGCGGGGCGGCGGCGGCGAGGAGGCCCCGAGCACGUCCCGCGGGCCGGGCGGCGCCGCGUCGCAGGGCGGCCGGCGGGCCGAGGCUCCCCCAGCGCCGGGGCCGCGGUCGCAGAAGCAGCUGGAGCUGAAGGUGGCGGAGCUGGUGCAGUUCCUGCUGAUCAAGGACCAGAGGAAGAUCCCGAUCCGUCGCACCGACAUCCUGCGGCACGUGGUUGGGGACUACAAGGACGUGCUCCCCGAGCUGCUGCGGCGGGCGGCCGAGCGUCUGGAGUACGUGUUCGGGUACCGGCUGGUGGAGCUGGAGCCCCGGAGCAACACCUACAUCCUGGUCAACACGCUGGAGCCGGUGGAGGAGGACGCGGAGAUGCGCGGCGACCAGGGCACGCCCACCACCGGGCUGCUCAUGAUCGUGCUGGGGCUCAUCUUCAUGAAAGGCAACAGCAUCAAAGAGACCGAGGUCUGGGACUUCCUGCGGCGCCUCGGGGUGCACCCCACCAAGAAGCACCUCAUCUUCGGGGACCCGAAGAAGCUCAUCACCGAGGACUUCGUGCGGCAGCGGUACUUGGAAUACCGGCGCAUCCCGCACACGGACCCCGUGGAUUACGAGCUCCAGUGGGGCCCGCGCACCAACCUGGAGACCAGCAAGAUGAAGGUGCUCAAGUUCGUGGCCAAAGUCCACAAUCAGGAUCCCAAGGACUGGCCGGCGCAGUACUGUGAGGCUUUGGCGGAGGAGGAGACCAGGGCCAGACCCCAGACCGGGGUUGCGGCCCCAACCCCAGCCCCUUCCUCUUGAGACCUGAGACAGACUCGGAGAGACCCCGGGGAAGGGCUGGGGGUGGGAGGAAGCAUCUUGCUGUAACCCUUAAAUGUGUGUAGUAGUUUUAGGAUGUGUUUGCAAUCUUUUCUUCUUGUGAUAUUAUAAGUCACUUUGAUUCCGAAUUUUCAUCUAUAAAAAUAUUAGGGGAUGAUUUCUUUUGGUUUGUCUUACUGUCUGUAUUUUUUUUUAUUGGUAUAAAAAUCUUGCUAGCUUUAUAAAGCGAAUUGGAAAGUUUUGUACCAUGUCAUGGAAAUAGACAUUUAAAAGAAAACACGUCAAUAAGUUGCUUUCAUGCCAAGGAAAUAAAGCGAAGUGGCUCUUGUCUGGCCUCUGGACUACCCAACUCUGUAAGGAGAAAUAAAAGUCUAUAAAUUGGAAACUAAAAUGAAACUGCCUAUAUCUCUAUUUAUCUUAGCACAGCUAUUUUAAAAAUAUAUUUUCCAUGUGUAUAAGUGUUAUGAGUCAUUCUAAGCAAUGUAUGCAUUGUAUUUUCUCCAGAUAAUUUUUUGUGUGGCUGACCAUUUAGUUCCUUUUUUGUCUGUUUUUUUUUUGUUUUGUUUUUUUGCUACUAUAGUUAUAAUAAACACUGUAUUUUUGAA
Messenger RNA from Eubalaena glacialis (North Atlantic right whale), 1614 nucleotides. It is a transcript of the gene NSMCE3, whose product is annotated as NSE3 homolog, SMC5-SMC6 complex component. Gene Ontology annotation, cellular component: nucleus. The record is from RefSeq and is a predicted model, not a curated record. Gene Ontology annotation, biological process: negative regulation of transcription by RNA polymerase II. The transcript has a single exon. The coding region runs from base 152 to 991 and encodes 279 amino acids. NCBI's taxonomy places the organism in Eukaryota, Metazoa, Chordata, Mammalia, Artiodactyla, Balaenidae.